Messenger RNA from Melospiza georgiana, 3960 nucleotides. RefSeq names its product solute carrier family 10 member 1 (gene SLC10A1). The record is from RefSeq and is a predicted model, not a curated record. Gene Ontology annotation, molecular function: bile acid:sodium symporter activity. The transcript is spliced from 6 exons. Gene Ontology annotation, biological process: bile acid and bile salt transport. Gene Ontology annotation, cellular component: membrane. Bases 471 to 1628 code for a protein of 385 amino acids. NCBI's taxonomy places the organism in Eukaryota, Metazoa, Chordata, Aves, Passeriformes, Passerellidae.
UGCUACUGCAGCAUCAUAAUGCCCUUCAGCAAAGGAAUUAGAGCUCAGCCGUAGUGCAGCAAAUCUCCCCAGUUAAAAUCCCUUCCUCAGUCCUGGUAGUACAACUACCAAAGAACAGCAACUUCCCUCUCUGUGAGGCUCUUUUAGACCAGGCUUUAUACCCUGCAAGCAGAAGAUGGGAUUUUACCAAGGGGGAUUUUCUUGAAGCUGGAGGACUGAAGAGUACUACAGCUCACCAAGCCCAGCCAGGAAAGGAUGGAGCAGCGGGUGAUCUGCCAAAGCUUCCUACAGCUGCAUCCACUGGCACUAAGAUUUCUGUUUCAACAGGUGCUGAAGGCUAAGAGUGGUAUCCUGAAAGAGAGCUCAUGUUUUGCUUCCAUUAAUUUAAUGUUAUUUGGACUUUUGAAUCAAUUCUUCCCUCACCUUCCCAGCCACUUACAGAAGAAGGGACCUCCUAACCCCUCAGCAGGAUGAACGAGACCAAGGGAGCUUUUGAUAGCCCAGAACUUUGGAGCCCAGGUUGCAUGCAGAGCAGCACCUCCCUGACCAGUCUGGCACCACCCUUUGCAUUUGGACAGCAGGCUAUGGACACAGCCCUGAAUGUAAUCCUUAUCGUGGUCCUCCUGGUCAUCAUGGUGUCUCUGGGAUGUACAAUGGAGAUAGCCAAGAUCACAACUCACCUCAGGAGACCUAAAGGUGUGGCCAUAGCCAUAUUGGCUCAGUACAGCAUCAUGCCCUUGACAGCAUUCAUAUUGGGCAAGCUCUUCCAGCUGGGCACCCCAGAAUCCCUGGCCAUCCUCAUCUGUGGCUGCUGCCCAGGGGGAAACCUCUCCAACAUCUUUAGCCUGGCACUGAGAGGGGACAUGAACCUCAGUGUUGUAAUGACCGCAUGCUCCAUGGUCCUGGCAAUUGGAUUGAUGCCACUGCUUCUGUACCUGUACUCGGGAGGACUGUCUGAGGGUGAUUUGGAGGGCAAGGUACCUUACAAAGGAAUAAUCACCUUCCUGGUGCUGAUGCUAAUCCCCUGUGCCACUGGCAUCAUCUUGAAUGAGAAGAAACCACAGUACACUGGCUUUAUCACCAAGGCAGGGAUGGUUAUGCUUCUACUGUCAUCUGCUGCUGUAAUUGCUCUAUCUGUGGCCAAUAUGGGAAGCUGUAUCAUGGUUGUCUUGUCACCACCUCUCCUGGGAACUUCUGCCUUAAUGCCCCUUACUGGAUUCCUGCUGGGCUACGCUGUCUCUGCAGCCUUCAAGCUUGAUGACCGGUGCAGACGGACAGUGUGCAUGGAAACUGGCUGCCAGAACGUACAGCUUGGCUUAGCUAUCCUCAAGGUUGCCUUUGCCCCAGAGAUCAUUGGCCCCCUGUACUUCUUCCCAUUGCUCUACUUGCUGUUCCAGCUUGGAGAAGGAUUUCUGCUCAUCCUGGCCUUUCGGAUCCAUGACAGAAUAAAGCAAGCCAAUGAUGCAGCAAAAAUUAUCUGUGCAGGGGUGGACACAUUUAGAGCUCAAGAAAUGAAAUCAGUAUUAAGACAUUGCAGAAACAGUGGAAAACCAGGAAAACAAUAUAUGGAUUCUACAGCAGUUGCUCUCACAACCCUCCAAGCUCCACCUUCUGCAGCCAGCUCAUAGGUCUCCAGCUGUUCUGUCAAACCUGUGGAAAUGCUCCCCUCACAGCAGCCACCGAGCCAUCUGCACCCACGGUUAUUCCCAGAGACUUUGCUCCAGACUAAGCCUCACUCUGUCAGACCAGAGAGGAGGCUUUCAGUGACUUCAAAGUCAUUGUGACAACCCUUUAGGACAGCUGAAAAACAUUCCAGUGACUGUCCCAGUUUUACCUGUAAGUAAAUCACUGCCUUUCUUAAUUUCACUUACCUGUAACUGUCCUGCUGGCACAUAAUGGAAGCAGAUCCUGACAAUAUCACUGCAGAUUAAUUUAAUUCCUUUAACAGACCCAGAAUGAGUUGUGAAGUUUCUCCAUGCAGAAGCCAGUGAGAUCAAAUGCACAGCCAAGCAAGCCCUUGGGCUGUUGGUUUCUCCCAUCCUCCAACAGGUACUAUGUGGUACCACUGACUCCCCAGAGCAGAGGCCACACAAAUCAUGAUCAUGGCUACAAACUGCCUUUGUAUGCGGAGUUUGGGCCCAGCAAGCUGUACCUCCAACACCAGAUGAACAUGCCUGCUUAAACAUGCCUGCUUUUGUAGCAGUCACUGAACUCAACACUACACCAGUUCUAGACACCACCUAGGUAUGGUCACACUACACACACAGUACCAGAAAAGACUGGCAUCAACAUCUCCCAUGUCCAGACUAUGCCCUGUAACUCAAAGGAGUUCAUCUUAAUUAAGAAUAAACUGGUUUGUACCAAGAACCUACAAUAAAUAAACAGCAUCAUUUCUUAUGCCAGGAAUCAACAUAAGCCUCCACACUGCAAAGCCUGGGAAUUGAACAGGAAGCUCAUCAUUUCAAGAGCCAGCUCCCCAGGGAUAAUGCAGGCACCUGCUCAUGCUGCUUGCACAGCAAGUGGUGUGGUCUAAAAACACAAUUUGGAACAACUAUUUAUGGAGCAGAUAAUACUUCACAUUUAACCUGAAAGAAGUCCGUGAUCCCUUUCAUCCCAUCCAAGUGCUUUCAGCUACUUGGGCUCCAGUGGAAGCCAAGUCCCACUUGGACACAGAUGCCCAUCAUCAUCCAAGUUAGGAUGACAGACUCAAGAUCUCUACACAGUUGUCCUUCCAACCCUGAUGAGUGUGAAUGCUAUCUUCACCCUGCACGUUAGAGCCCUCUUACUAGACACCUCCUGGGAUGAACAUCUGCACCACUAAGGCUCUGAGAAUGAAGCCUCCCAUUCCCCAAAGCUGAGUGGUAACAACCCAGUUAACUGUGGAUCCUACCCCCUUCCCAGCCCUGCUCUCAGGAGUGCCUGAGUGCCACCUCAACAGACAGACCCACGCAGUACAAGAGCUCCUCCUCCUUCCUGAGCCUGGUACCCCAGAACUCAGCAGCAGCAGGGAGAAAGGGCAGCAGGGCUGCAGAGGCCAAACACCCAACCUCCUGGCUCCUAGAGGAACCACCUUGCACUUCCCACGAUCUAUCCAAAUCUGAGCCUAGGCUACAAUGAUCUUUUUAAAGGUUUCUACAGAUUACUAGAAUAGCUUUGUAAAGCACUUUAUAAGAAAACACUUUAUUUUAAAAAAUUAAUUCUUAAGUUCUUGUGGGGGAGGGCUCGAGAAAUACAAGGACUGCAGAGAACUGCUGCAACUGGAAGGCACAAACUCUAAAACAUAGACCCUCAUGGUACUACUACUGCAUUACUCCCACCCACCGACUUCAAAAUCCCUCUUCCCCCAGAAUGAGAACUAAUGCUCACAAAAAUGGUUUAUGGACACUUCAGUGUUCUCAUACAAACAUGCACAAAAACACUAAGGAAGAAUGCUGACUACAUGUCUUUAACACUCCACACUUAUUAUCCCAAGUCAUUAAAAGCUAGAUGACUCAUCCACUCCACUUUUUGCUAUGAACUAUGACAGCCUGAUUAUCCAUGUUCUUAUUUCAGAACACAGAGACAUCCAAGGACAUCACACAAUGUAUUUAGAAGGAUGCUAAUUCUCAUCCCUGUCCAAAACAGUUAUCACUUUGGCACAGCUCCACCUUUAGGAAACAUUUUAACACAGUCACAAUCACUUUAUUAACAACAAGAAACAAACUAGAAGCAGAAAUGUUUCUUUAUACUUUAUUUGAACUAUUUCAUUCUUAGGUAUCAAGAAAUAAGAGUGCUUUUUAGAAUAUUAUUACCACAGGGCAGUGAAAUGGGCAUUUUCUUAGUGUAGUGCAAGUCUUAUUAAAUGAAAAUAUUUUAAAAUAAAGUUUUAUUACCAGUACCGAUCAGCACUUAAUCUGCUGACCUAUAGCUGAAACAAUGUCUCAAAAGCACAAAAAAAUACCCUCUGAAAUAAAGCUUUAU